Messenger RNA from Nymphalis io (European peacock), 1133 nucleotides. RefSeq lists its product as uncharacterized. The record is from RefSeq and is a predicted model, not a curated record. The transcript is spliced from 5 exons. Lineage: Eukaryota; Metazoa; Arthropoda; Insecta; Lepidoptera; Nymphalidae. Bases 91 to 1050 code for a protein of 319 amino acids.
GUGGUUGUUUUAUAAUGCUCGGUUGCAUUUAAUCAUAGCGAAUGUUUUUGUGUGUUAAAAUGUGCGGAUAGUUUUUAGAUUGCAUUUGACAUGUUAGUAAUCGCGAUUUUAAUUUUAGCUCUGUCAGUAAGAGAAACGAGUUUUAAAAUUACAUCCGCAACAUUAAAACCGAAAGAAAGAAUAAAUGUUUUGAGACAAAAAAUAAAAGAGGAUAUUCUUAACAAAAGAACAAAAGAUUUGUACCCUGUGGACGUGAAAGACACAGCACUGGAAGAUUAUGAAUAUAUCCAAAAUGAAAACCUACCGAUUACGCCCGUUAUGGAUUUCGAUUCAAAGAAAAUUAACGAAAAAUUUAAAUUGCGACCUAUAAAAAGUAAAACGUUAGCUGUCAAAGAUGACACGUACAAUACCGCGAAUUUGUCAAAUGUCACAGGUAAUGUAUUAAGGUUGAAGUCGAACAGAUCAAAGAUACAUCUUCAUAAAGCAAAACGGGUCCGAUUUAAGAAACCGUUAGAGAUUUUCUACAGACGUAUUUACAACGAAGAUAUGUUGCACGAAAGGAUAGAAUGGGUACACUGUCAGGAUAUGAUCACUCCUAUGCUGGCUGGUAUAAAGGUUAACACAAGUAAUCCAAAAAGGCUAUUUGUAAAAGAUCCCGUCGUAUUAAGAUUUUUUCAACUAAUAAACGUAAACACAUCAUCAUACAGCCGAGACGAUAUUUAUUCCAUAUUGUAUCAAAUCAGCAAUCUACAACUGAGACUCUUUCAAUGGGAUGUCGUUCCCUUGAAUAUUCUAUUAAAUGUUAUUAUAAAAGAGAGAAAACACACAUUUGUCAACUUAAAACAGGGUAUCCGGGAGUUGUUCAACAAUUGGCGAUUGGACAUAAGUAACACGAGCAGCUUGUUGCGACAAGCGCGUAUUUUCCGACCACCGUGCGUCAAGGUUUCCACAUCCGAUGGAUCAACAAAAUUACCAAAAGUUACAAAGUACACGAAGAGGAAUUAUCAAGAGACAACGCAGUGUGAUGAUGACGACGACUGUAAAUAUUAAAUACCCCACACUUGUGUCCGUAUAUUUAACUAAUCGUAAUUGUAUUACAAUAAUAAAUCGUUUUUAUGUUACGAUCCCUUGAA